Diaporthe amygdali is the source of this 2049-nucleotide messenger RNA. RefSeq lists its product as uncharacterized. The record is from RefSeq and is a predicted model, not a curated record. Bases 1 to 2049 code for a protein of 682 amino acids. The transcript has 2 exons. Lineage: Eukaryota; Fungi; Ascomycota; Sordariomycetes; Diaporthales; Diaporthaceae.
AUGCCCUCUACAAGUUCAUUACUCAUACUCCUCCUCAUAUGCCUGGUCUUCGCCAGCCCAGUUGCAGCAUUUGGCGCCGGUGAGGUGCCUCCAGCCAGCGAGUUCAAGGGCUAUGUCUGGAGACAUGGCGACCUGGCCGAGGUGCUGAAGUUCCUGCCGACCAGUUUCAUCACCGGCUACAGGUUCACAAAGUUGCAGCGCAAACAGAUCUACUUUGGCAACUGGCUGCGCGACUUCUCUCAGGUCAUCGACACGACAUGUCUCGAGAACGUUCCCGAGCCCAUCUUGCGCGCCAUCGUCUCCGUCAUGGCCUUCAUGGAGUUUGGGUUUGCGACUGAUGAGUUCGACGUCACGCGAGAGCGCUUGGGCUGCUACACUCAUGUCGAGCACAUUGACAAUCCGUGUGGCUACCCAGACGAUGCCAAGAAAAUCGAUGCGCGCCUGCGCGGCCCGGUAGAUCCGAAAGAGCUGGCCAUCGACCCCGAGACAGGCAUGAAGAACUACAUCGCCAACUCUGGUAAAGGAUGGGUCACGUCGGCUGACUACCUUCGUGAGCAACUGUUAGGGUGCAUCGAGCUUGGCCGGAAGGGACGGGCUCAGCAUGAGACAGACGCGAGGAAGGAUGCAUUUCGUCGACUCGGUGCUGCCUUGCACACCCUGGAGGACUUCUCUGCGCACAGCAAUUUCAUUGAGCUGUGUCUGCAUGAGCUUGGCGAAGACAAGAUAUUUCCCUUUGUCGGCGACGCAUGCCGCGUCACGGUCCCCGAUGGCGCUAGAGCUGGAAAGGAGGUUGCACCUCUUACCACAGGCACGUUCGGCAUGCUGGACAUCUUCCACUCAUUGCUGGGUGAAGCCGAUGAUAAGGCGGUUCUACAGUCCAAGGGCUCGCUAGGCGAGCUUGCUAGCAAACUAAAUCGCGGUGGCAUGGCGUUUGAGCAUCUCUUCCAGCUCAUCAAGACCGGCAUCGGACGGCUGAGCAAAAUUCAACCAGACAUUGACCCACUGAUGAGACAGCUUCAGACCGUUCAGGAUAUCUUCAAGAAAUAUGUGCCUGAUGAAGAAGAAAUUCCAGCACCCGAAGUCUUGCCAGAUGCUAACGUGUUAUGGAAGACCAUUGAGCCCGUGCUUUAUCUACACGACGCUGUUUCGAAGUAUCUACAGGCCGGCCAAGAAGAUGAGGAGGAGUCAACACAAGACUACUCGCAUGGCCAGCUGGGCGAGUACACAAACCAGCUUGUUUUCAGGUAUCUAGCGGUUAUGAUCGAGUCUUCGGUCAUGGAACUGCGCAAUGCCGUCAAGGCAGCAAGGGACCGAGUGGACGAGGAGGCGGCCAAGUGCGACUCCGCAAAAGUCUUCGCGGAAGGCAGCUCGGCGUCCGAUCCCAGCCAUUCAGACCUCUCCAAGGACCACUUUGGCAAUGUGCUCAAUCAGCCCGCUGGGCUCGUCGCAACGGUAACGACCAACUGGAGCACACAGCAGAUCGUCAAGUGCUGGGAUGACGCAGACAUUGACGCAGAGCUCGUUGUGGACAAAAUCCUUUCCGUGCUGCACCACCCGUCCUUUCCCGACAACAAGACUCCAAUCCAACAAUACAUGUUCGACACAGUCAAGGCCUGGUGGGACUCCACACCACCGGAGGAGAAGGCCCGCAUCCGCAGCAAGCUCACCAAAGAGAGCGUGCGCGAGCGCCAGCACGAGGACCACAACCUGACCCUCCGUGACUUCGAGGGCAAGCACAAGGGCCCGGCCGACUUCCCCGGCGCCUGGCCCGAGGUCAAGCAGCCGCCUCGCAAGGCUUCGCUCAUCCAGGCGGGCGUCAACGAUGCCAUUGCUGACUUCAACUGGGCCUUGGCUGUGACCCAGAAGGCCCGAACGGACCCUCGGGGUGCGGGCCGGGAUGUGUGGAACGCAUCGGGGUAUUUCGUGCAUAACGUCGUCCUGCUUUACUUGGCUGUGAUGUAUCGGAUUUUGGGAACAUUCGUAUGGGUGUUUUACAAGUUAAUGUGGCCCUUUGGUUGGGGCCGGGACUCAGAGUCGCAGAUAGACUAG